GCUGCGCUCCGGCUCCGGCUCGCGCGCCGACGGGGACCCGGGUGUUGGGAGCCGCGCCCCCGGCCAGCGGCCACCUGCUGCUCCUGGCGCCCCGCGCCGCCCGCCACCAUCUCUCCACGUCCCCGGUUCCCUGAGCCCGGAGCGGAAUUCUGAUGGAACCGCCGCGAUGUUGGCGCCCCGGCUCCUGGAUUUCCAGAAGACUAAAUACGCCAGGUUCAUGAACCACCGAGCGCCUGCCCACAAGAGAUACCAGCCCACAGCCUAUGAGCACGCGGCCAACUGUGCCACCCAUGCUCUGUUCCCCGGGUCGCCCCGAAGCCUCAUGCCACGGGCAUCGCGGGGGCUCACAAAACCUUUGCGGGAUGAUCCCUGACUUCUUAAGCGACCCUGCUUUACGGAGGAGACGACGGAGGCCUGGGCUUAGGACUCACCCAGAGUCACAGCAAGCUCCAGCACGCGUCCACACUGCAGCCAGAGGGCAAUGUUCUGGCUCGAAGACCUGCUUUGUGUCAUGUGUAUGUUACCAUGAUAGAAAUCAGAGAAGAUCCGCCUGCGAACCCCAGCUCCACCAUUUAGCAGCUCUGAGCCUCAGUUUCCCCGUCUGCAAAAUGGGCGUCUCACACUCCCCCCUCAUGCCAGCUCUGGAUCAUCCCCAGCAUCCUCGGCAGCUCCAACCUCUACAUCCUCUCGGACGACGACUGGGAGGUGAUCUCCGCCUGGAUCUACGGCUUCGGCCUGUGCGGCCUCUUCGUGGUGUCCACCGUGUUCCACACGAUCGCCUGGAGGAAGAGCCACCUCAGCAGCUGACUUGGGGGUCUCGUUGGGUCUCCCCCAAAUGUGUUCACAUCCUUCUGCUCACCCAGUGGAACCCCUGCCUGGAAAAGGCCGUGAAGCAGGAGGAUGGUGGAGCACUGCCUGCACAUGUCCGACCGGAUGGUCAUCUAUUUCUUCAUCGCCGCCUCCUAUGCACCAUGGCUGAACCUCCGGGAACUGGGCCCCUGGGCCUCCCACAUGCGCUGGCUGGUCUGGAUCAUGGCUUCCGUCGGCACUGUCUAUGUCUUCCUCUUCCACGAGCGGUACAAGCUUGUGGAGCUGCUCUGCUACAUCAUCAUGGGGUUUUUCCCCGCCCUGGUCAUCCUUUCCAUGCCCAACACGGAGGGCGUCUGGGAGCUGGUGGCCGGGGGCGCCUUCUACUGCCUGGGUGUGCCGUUCUUCAAGAGCGACGGCAGGGUCCCCUUCGCCCACGCCAUCUGGCACCUGUUUGUGGCGUGCGGCGCCGGAACCCACUACUACGCCAUCUGGAGAUACCUCUACCUGCCCGACAGCCUUCAGGCCAAGGUGUCCACGUGAGGCGGCACGGAGGGUGCCUGCAGACAUGAGCCCAGAGCCCAGCCCGGGCCCGGCUGCCCGUCCCCGGGUCGAGGUUUCGAUGGGUCCCAGGCUCCUCCUGGGACAGCCAGAGACCAACCCUCUGGUCCUCGGUGAGGAAGACAGCAUUUCGUCAUUCUUUCAGAGAAGACAUUAACCCCGUAAUCCGUUUCUACCUUAGAUGAGUGUUUUGUCCCAUGACCCACGUUAACACCUUUGACAAGGGCGCAGACAUUUGUCCUGGCACACUGGGGACUCAUGGGCCAGUGUUUGGUUCUGAGGGUCCUGAGAAAUCUGUUGCGAGUUUGGCAGUUGUUUAUAACCCCAGCUGGUGAGGGCCUCCUCCUGUGCUAGCAAAGUCCCUGCUGGGGAGCUGACCCCUGUUCCGGGAAAGCCACCCAGCUCGUCGGCCAGGGACGCUGACUCCCCACGUGCCAACUGCCGCGUGUGUGGCCGGAAUUCCGUGCAGCAGCCGUGCCCACUCCAUUGCUCUGGUUCUCAUGACAGACCCCCCUCUGCCUUCCCACCCUGCUCCAAAGUGGGGCCAUGGCCAACGUUACGUCUGGGGGAUGCUCCCGGGUGGGGUGGAUCAGGGCCGGCAGAGGGAGACCGAGGCCCCCCCAGGCAGGCCCCGGGUUCUGCUGCUCCGUGACUGGUCCUCAGUGCUGGGGAGAGGGAGGAGGUGGCGAUGACGAGGUGUGACUUGGCCAUUUCUUCUCAUCCCCCAAAUCCCAGAGAACUCAGGAGAGCCAUUCACAGCCCCUGGCUGGGUGCUUGCUCUCUGCUCUGGGUUUAGGGUUAGUGGUGCCUUGGAAGGCCCAGGGGCCCAAUGGCCAGGCCCCCGGGGCCCAUGCCCACAGCCCCCCCCCCCGAGGGUGGGGCCGGCCCAGCUCCGGGAUCUGACCCGGGAUCUCGGAAUCCCUGGAUAAGGGGUCUGUCUCACAUCAGACGGACCUCAUUCUGCAACUCCCAGCCAAAGCGGGGUGGGCGAGGACAGAUGCCUUAUGCUGAUUUCUAGUACAUUCCAGGGUAUUUUGGGACUCAAGCCGGUGCCACGUCAUUUUGACACAUUCCUCAGACAGAUAGGGUCUGAGUGGGUGGAUGCUUGGGGCUCAGGCUUUAUACUCUUGGAUGUGUGUGUGGGUCUGUGCGUGUGUGUGUGAGUGUGUGCUUGUGUGUGUGUGUGUGUGCACGUGUGAAUGCCCAAGUGUGUACGAGUGUGCACCUGUGUGUGUGGGGGCACACACAGGUGUGUGUAGAUGUGUGCACACAGGUGCAUGUAUAGGUGUGUGCAGGGGUGUGUACGUGUGCAUGCGUGUGUGUGCAUGCUUGUGUGUGUCUGCCCACACAGGCACCCCCAGCCCGGAAGCUGCCGGCCUUUGGUCAGCCAGCUCCUUGCAGCUCACCAAGUACUUCCCGUCAGCUGAGAUCAGGGUUGGAGGUCAGACGGGAGGGCCGGGGG
Molecule: messenger RNA, 2830 nt
Organism: Choloepus didactylus (southern two-toed sloth)
Lineage: Eukaryota; Metazoa; Chordata; Mammalia; Pilosa; Megalonychidae
Gene: MMD2
Product: monocyte to macrophage differentiation associated 2
Exons: 9
Coding region: 264-1379 (371 amino acids)
Cellular component (GO): membrane
Molecular function (GO): pore-forming activity
Source: RefSeq, a predicted model, not a curated record